AUGUUUCUUAGCGUCGUACCAAACGUCAAAUUUGAAAUUGACGAUAUCGAUGAGGAAUGGACCUACUCGCAACCGUUCGACUACGUCCACAGUCGCUUCAUGACCUCUAGCGUUUCCAGCUGGAAAGAGUAUUUGACAAAGUGCUACGAUAAUCUGGCUCCUGGAGGCUAUGUAGAACUCCAAGAGGCCGAGAUGGACCCCCAAGCCGAUGACGGCUCGUUCCCGCCGGACUGUGCACUCGCCCGUUUCGCUAUCCUAUUAAAGGAGGCCGCCUCCAAAUUUGGCCGCGUCUUCAUCGAGCCGCCUAAACUCAAGCCACUGAUGGCGGAGGUUGGUUUCGAGGACGUGACCCUUGUCCGAUACAAGUGGCCAAUCAACGACUGGCCCAAGGACCCCCGAUGGAAGGAGCUCGGAGCUUGGAACCUCGAGAACAACCUCGGCGCUGCUGAGAGUCUCGCCAUGGCACCGCUCACUAGAGCACAUGAGUGGAGCCGUACUGAAGUUGAGGUGUUUCUUACAGAGGUUCGGCAGGACUUGAGAAACAGGGCCAUCCACGGAUACUUUCCACUGUAUUUCAUCUACGGUCGAAAGCCACUGUAG
Colletotrichum chrysophilum is the source of this 600-nucleotide messenger RNA. RefSeq lists its product as uncharacterized. The record is from RefSeq and is a predicted model, not a curated record. NCBI's taxonomy places the organism in Eukaryota, Fungi, Ascomycota, Sordariomycetes, Glomerellales, Glomerellaceae. The coding region runs from base 1 to 600 and encodes 199 amino acids. The transcript is spliced from 3 exons.